AUGACGCAGAGCAACGGCUACACCCCCGCUCCGCUCAAGGCAGGCGUCUGGACGCCGCUCGCCACGCCGUUCGACUCGUCGGAGGAGAUCGACUAUGCCUCGUGGAAGACGCACGUGCUUCGCGUCGCCUCUGCUGGCUCUCACCUCGUUGUGAUGGGUACCAACGGCGAGGCGAUCCACCUGUCCUCCUCGGAGCGAUUCGAACUCGUCCGCACUGCUCGCGAGCAUCUCUCCACCUCCAACCUCUCCUCGACGCAGAUCAUGGCGGGAACGGGUGUAGGCUCGGUCAAAGAAACCAUUGCCAACUGCAUCGAUGCGGCGCGCGCAGGGGCCGAUGCAGCCAUCGUCAUUCUCCCUGGCUACUUCGCUGGCGGUCUUGGCAAGGACAGAGCCGCAAUGAAGCAGUUUUUUACGGCUGUAGCCGACAAAUCACCCAUUCCGAUCAUGGUCUACAACUUCCCCGCCUGCGUGGGCGGCAUCGACCUCGAUUCCGACCUCAUCAUCGACAUUGCCGCCCAUCCCAACGUGUGCGGAUGCAAGCUCACCUGUGCCAACAUCGGAAAGGGCGGCCGUGUGGCCAAAGCGAUCAAGAGGGACGGCUUCCAUGUUUGGUCUGGAUUCGCCGACAUCAUUGUCCCCGCUACCAUGGCCGGUUUCAACGGUGUGAUCGCCGGAAGUGGAAACAUCAUCCCGAGAACACUGGUCAAGUUGCACCAGCUCACGACAAAGGCGGUGGAGACCAAGGAUUGGGAGAAACUCGAGGAGGCGAAGAGACUCCAGGAGGUGGUGAGUGUCGCCGAUUGGGCCCUGUUCAAGGCCGGAAUUCCCGGGACGAAGUGCGCGCUGAGGAGGUGGUACUACGAGUACGGAGUGUGCAGGAUGCCGCUGCAGCCGGCGAGCAAGGAGGUGCUGGCCAUGCUGGAGAAGGAGCUCGUCGAGGCCAUGGACGUCGAGAGGGGGCUGGAGAAGGACGCCCAGGCUCAGGUUGCCAAGGCUUGA
Messenger RNA from Kalmanozyma brasiliensis GHG001, 999 nucleotides. Its product is annotated as DapA-like protein. Gene Ontology annotation, molecular function: 4-hydroxy-tetrahydrodipicolinate synthase activity. Bases 1 to 999 code for a protein of 332 amino acids. NCBI's taxonomy places the organism in Eukaryota, Fungi, Basidiomycota, Ustilaginomycetes, Ustilaginales. The record is from RefSeq and is a predicted model, not a curated record. The transcript has a single exon.